GGUCCGGGCCGGUGAGACAGCGUGGUCUGCACCCGGGGUGGGGCGGCGGAUCGGCGCGUCCCCUCGCGGGGCACCCCCGGCUCGCACUGCGCUCCGCUCCGCUCGCACGUGGACGGCCACUCGCGGGCUCGCCGCGGAGGAGCGAGGCUGUGUCCCCCGAGUCCCUCCUGGCGCCCACGUGGCGGGGAGGGUGGAGACUGGAGAUCCCGGAGCGGAGUUGGCGGGCAGUUGCCAGGACUCUGUGUGUGUGCAUCCUCUCCGGGCUGUAGCAGGGUCUCCCUGGACUGGGGACAUCUCAGCCUCACUGUCCUCCUUCUGAAGCUGCUCAUGGUGGUAUAUGACUUCUAGACCCAACAUGAGUGAUAUUUCCUGCAAAAAACGGGAUGACUAUCUGGAAUGGCCUGAGUAUUUCAUGGCGGUGGCCUUCUUAUCAGCCCAAAGGAGCAAGGAUCCAAGUUCCCAGGUCGGAGCCUGCAUUGUGAAUACAGAAAACAAGAUUGUUGGGAUCGGGUACAAUGGAAUGCCAAAUGGGUGCAGUGAUGACCUGUUGCCUUGGAGGAGAACAGCAGAAAAUAAGCUGGAUACUAAAUACCCGUAUGUGUGCCAUGCUGAGCUGAACGCCAUCAUGAACAAGAAUUCGGCGGAUGUGAAGGGCUGCAGUAUGUACGUCGCCUUGUUCCCAUGUAAUGAGUGUGCUAAGCUUAUCAUCCAGGCAGGUAUAAAAGAAGUCAUUUUCAUGUCGGAUAAAUACCACGACAGUGAGGAGACUACGGCCGCUAGACUCUUGUUUAAAAUGGCCGGCGUUACGUUCAGAAAAUUCACCCCCAAGUACAGCAAGAUUGUCAUUGACUUUGACUCAAUUAAUAUCCAGCCGAGUCAGAAGCUUCAGUGAGUUCCGUCUCGUUAAGUCCCGGAAGAAGAGGGCUCCUCUCCUCUCAGAAGCCUCUGGUGCCUUUCAUCUUGAAAUCGCGCAUAACUUUUUAAUAGCCGGCGUGGCACACGUACACCUUGAAUCUUCUUUCCCGUCCCCACCGUCCCACGGAUCUACAUCUGCUGAAGCUGUUGAUUUAGUUUGAUUUGGAACCCAAGGACCUGCCCACGGGGCUGGAGUGAAUGUCUUUCCGCCUUCGCCGACCGUCUGGCUGGGGUGAGGGUUCGGGUUAGGACAAUGUCGGCUCUCCGUCACCCACCAAAUUCCAACAGCCGCUCCUUCGCUAGGACACACAGAGAAUUGUGUUCUUAGCAGACUCACAGUGAUGUGAACAUCUGGCCCAAAUGAAGCAUACCCUGUCACGCCAGCACCAUGUGGGACGGAGGCAGGAGAAUCUUUGCUGCAGAGUUGAGGGGAACUGUCACCCACCUGCCCAGAGAGGGUCAAGGAUGACGUGUCCCUCCAGAAGAUCAGCACAACUGAACCAGGAAUACCUUCUGAGCUCCUGCCUCCCUGCCUCACACACAGCCCUGGCACGUUAUCCCUCUGGAGGGUGGCGACCCCUGUGGUUCCAGCCUCUUAUCCUUGGUUUGUUGGUCACACCGCACUGUUAAAUUUAUCCCCGUGAUAAGUGGUUCCUAGAGGAGGCAGCUUAUCCCUCCCCCUAGACCAGGCACUGUGUGGUGACAGCUGGAGUUUUAUGGAUGGGUGGCGUGGGGCAUCCCUCCCCCCACCCAGUCCCAUUUCCCCCCGCUGUGUGGAAACAUGUCACUCCUGCUCUGGGUACCAACAUGGUUCGUUUCCAAGGACGCCCUAUAACCAGAGAGUGCAUUCAUUCCCGUCCUGUAAGAGAAUUGGGGGGAAGUCUGUGUACUGGAGGUGGUCUGUUCCAGACCACUGGUGACUGCGCCUCAUUUGUGCCUUCAGCCACACAGGCAGCCACCACUCCAUGAUCAGUGUGGCUGGGGGGUGCUCCGCUGUGAGCUUUGUUUUUAGUUUCAUUUAACUUCUGUUAAACAUGCUCGGUGCCUUUGAUAAAAAUGGUUUCUUUAUCUUAAAGAUGAUUACCUUUUAGGGUGUUCUUAUUUCCUCAUGAGUUUUUAUUUCGUCUCUGAGUC
Onychomys torridus (southern grasshopper mouse) is the source of this 2049-nucleotide messenger RNA. It is a transcript of the gene Dctd, whose product is annotated as dCMP deaminase. Lineage: Eukaryota; Metazoa; Chordata; Mammalia; Rodentia; Cricetidae. The transcript is spliced from 6 exons. The coding region runs from base 338 to 892 and encodes 184 amino acids. Gene Ontology annotation, biological process: dTMP biosynthetic process; dUMP biosynthetic process. The record is from RefSeq and is a predicted model, not a curated record. Gene Ontology annotation, cellular component: cytoplasm. Gene Ontology annotation, molecular function: zinc ion binding; dCMP deaminase activity.